UCAUCAGAUCUCACGCUCCCUCCGCUUGUCGCAUUGCUUUAGGUGUUUGCCCUUGUGAGAGCUGGGUCAUGGUGUUCGCUUCUUAUUUUUCUUCCUAAAGUGGAUUUAUCAUUUUUUGAUAUAUAUUUUUUCUCAAUAUACAUUUAAAGGAAAAGAUGGACUUACAUACAAGUCUUCCAUUUGUUAGCAUAAUCUUCAUGCUGUGCUGUGGUUUUGUCCAUUGUGACACCGAGGAUGCAACUGAAAAUGUUGAAUCUGUGAUGACACAUGCGCCAAUUGUUUCGGACUCUCCGGUUGGACAAUACCAAACAACAGUUGGCGGUGGUGAAUAUACAGACUAUCAGGAGGAUGAUAAUAUGUAUCUCUUUGGAGAUUAUUUUAACAAACAAGAUACGGACGACAAUCAAAACGCUGCACAAGCAGACGACAGAUCAGCCACUCAGUCUUUCAAUGUCGCUGAUUCUCACACAAUUUCAAAUAACGUAGUGCAAGUUACAGAAUCUCCUAACUUUAUCGAAGAUUCAGAAGAAGCAUAUGACCUAGGGGCUUAUGACAAGGACUACGGUACUGAAGCGACUCAAAUGGAGGCAAACGAAGGAAGUCGCGUGGCUGAAGGGGCUCAGUCAGAUGGCGCCGGAGGAGAUAGCACAGAGACCAGUGGAAGCGGGUCUUCGUCUUCUUCUGGAGAAACCAAACAAUCGGGCGGUGGUGAUAGUAAUAAUGGUAAUUCCAAAAAUAGCGAUAGCAAGAGUUCAAGCGAAAAUUCUGGUAGUUCCUCAAGUGGAACAGACGACAAUGGAUCAGGAGGGAAUGGUAAGGAUGAUGGAAAUGAUAUCGUAGAUGUAGAGACCUAUCAUAACCUUCAGGGUUCAGCAUCGUCUGAGGACAGUUCUUAUUCCGACGAAAGUUCCGGAGAAAGCGGUACGAAGAAGAAAAAUUGUAAAUGUAAGAAAAAUAAAAAUGGUAAAGGAGGCGAUUUUGGAAGUGAUGAUAGUAGUGAUGACAGUAGUGAAGAUCAGAGUAGCAGCAGUGGAUCAGGAAGCGAAAAUAGAGACAAAGAUAAGUCGAGGGAAGGUAACUAUGGAGACCAAGGAGACUCGAGCAGUGACGAGAGUAAUUACGACUCGUACGACAGUGAGGAUCACGAAAGCAGCAGCGAAAGUAGGGAAGAACCGGACAAACCGGAUAUCCCUGACUAUGAUAAACAACGAACCGGCAACGGUCUAGAUAGAAAUCGUAAUGAGUACACCACUUCAAUUCACCGAUUCUUUACUAGCAAAACCAACACCCUUUUCAAUGUUGUGAACAAAUUAACUUCGAAUACUCCGAACACCCCUUCCAGUCCCGGAGGAGGCGAUGUUAGUCUACGGACAAACUAUCGACUGUCAUAUCAACCAAAAUCUACUCCAUCUACAACGACUGCAAAAUCAUAUAUCAUUAAUUUAACGACUACGCCCCCACCACUCGGCGGGGACCCGCCUAACGUAAAGGAUAUAACAGAUCAGAGUGUUCCAAAAUGGUUUAGAGACUACAUACCGAAACGGGAGUAUGUUGAGCAGCCAAUUGCUCGCGAUUAUAUCCUCACUCCCAGAACCUCGUUCUGGGAGCCACCUGAUGUCGCUAAGCCCCCUGAUUGGCAGGAACAGAAAGAGUGGAUCAAUAUCAAAAUUAACCUCGAGAAACCAGCCGAUUGGAUAGAUGAUCCAAACUCAAACGGAAGCAUUCCUCAUUGGAACAUUCCUUAUAUUCCCCCUGAUUGGUUUAAAAAGAAUAACGAGAAACUGACCACUGAAUUUCAUUUUGAGCUGACAACACCCAGUCCAAAAACGGUGCGUUGGACACCAAAACCAGAGGGUGUUGACAGAACUACCCACGUCCCAGAGUAUCUUGCAAAGAAACGAGUUUGUGACAGGAAAUUUGACAUCGUGUUGGCAAUAGAUGGCACCGGGAACGAAAAAGACUUUGGGUACCUAAAGGGGGCCAUAGUUCAGCUCUUGGAUCGUUUAAUCAUGGGGGAAGAUAAGGUCAAGGUCGGAGUCGUGUUGCUUGGUAACACGGAUGGAUUGCAGAUUCCCAUUAGUGGAAAUCGGGUAGAAUUAGAAGAUCAAGUUGCAAGAUUAGGAUUACCCGAAGACAGCAACAGAUAUGAUAUUGCAUUGAAGUCAGCGGGUGAACUCCUUGAAAGGGAAGGAAGAGAAGGGAUUCCGAAAGUCGCCAUAAUGAUUGUGAAUGGAAAAUCCAGAUACCAGUAUCACACCCGAAUGGAGGCUGCGCGUCUUCAUAGAAGUGGAAUCUCCGUCUUCACUGUCGGCGUCGGAUACAACACGGAUGAAGAAGAACUGAAGACGAUUUCUUCAAGUCAAAACGAGGUUAUCCGGGUCAAAAACUAUAUUCACCUGGUGUAUCUAAUGACCGGGUACGUGCAGCUGUUCUGUAACGUAGAAGAUAAUUAUCUUACUCCGCCAACACUCGCUCCUCCACACCAAACGGCCACACCCAAAGCCAAAAUAAUCGCCAAGUUAACCACGGAUGUCAUGUCGGAGCCCAGUCCAAGAGAAGCGAAAGUACUGUGUGAAGGUUGCAAAAUGAUCAAUGGAGCCGGAUUCAACAGUCAUCCCAACGAAUGCGACUUAUUCGUCCAUUGCUAUUUCGGAGAACUAGGACUACGAGCAAUCAUCAGGAAAUGUCCGUUUGGACAGUUCUGGAAUCAGACAAUAUUAUCCUGUGAAUACUCUGAAAGAGCUUAUUGUCCAAUGGAUCGCUGUGCUUACAUAAAAGACCGGGAUUAUGAAGCCUCAGAAAACUGCCGCGCAUACUGGGAGUGUUCGAAUGGUCAUUCCAGAGGGAGGUGUUGUAGGUAUGGAUACCGCUACGUCAGAGGAGAAGGGUGCGUCCUGGACAGCGACAACAUUUGCAAAGAAAGCUGUCCGAUGGAAAUGCCAACGGAUCUUUAUUCGCAUAACAAUGCUCCAGCCCAAUCUUGUGAUAAAAUUCCAAUCGCCAAUGAUAGGAGCCACUACCAGCAGUUGCUACCGGGAACUGGGUAUGUGACAAUGCCGUGCGCAGAGGGUACCCACUAUAAUGAGAGAAAGUGCACAUGUACCGACCAGGAGCCAAGUUAUCCAACAUUUAAGGAGCCACUUGUGCAAGAACCACCAGCUGGUUGCCGACCGGAAGUAAAAUUAGACUUUAAAAAUGGUGUCACAGAUUCUUCCGGUAAAUGGACGUAUGUAAACAACCAAGGAGUUUUGAUACAGAAUGGAGAGGCAAUAUUCAACGGAGACAGUCGCUUACUGAUUCCUAGAUUCACAAACGUUGAAUUUGGUAAAACAUUUGUGAUUCGCCUUCGGUAUAAGGAAGAAGAAAAGUUGAAAUUCAACGAGUCCCAGGCAUUAGUUAACAAUGGUGACUGUGGUGAUUUUGGGUCCAUACAGAUUUUCACGAAAAGAAAUUCUAUUGGCUAUGUCGUGAAAACUACGAAAGAACCUAGCCAUGUUUCAUUACAAAUUCAUAAACCACACGGGGAGUGGAAAGAUGUGGAAUAUGUAGUCUCUGACGGAAAGUUUGAAGGUUACUUAAAUGGAGUUCAGGCAACAAAAUGGUCAAUGGGAUCUGUAGAAUCAAGGCAGUGUGCCGUACAAAUAGGAUUUGGACACGGCUAUAACAAUUUUAGAGGUCGUUUAUCUUUGCUUGAAAUUUAUCUCUGUAAACCAGAGAAAGCUAUGAAGUAUUCUUGAUAGACUCUCCAUCCACUAUGACGAGAAAUCCACACUAGGAGGAAAAGGCACCUAUCUACACUGAGCAUGCGCAGACCAUCAUACAUCAAUCACGGGGCGCCUUUAUUCAAAGUGCAUCAGGAUAUUCUGAUCGUCACGAAAUCCUACUCACUUUGAUCAAGAAAUAAACUGAGCUUUGUCAUUUCUAUUUACUCCAAAAGCAGCUGUUUCCUUGCAUUCAUUUGUACAGUGUGUGUAUAUAUACCUCAUAUAUGUUGAAAAUUACAACUUUCCGUUAUGUGUCAUAACAGUUAUUACGAAUAAUCAUGAUUUGACUGAAGAUAUGGAUGAACAUACAUUUAAAUGACGAACAAACCGGACUCCAGCAAAAUAGAAGAGCUACGUAAUACAGUGCUGGUCCAUUCCUGUUUUCUCUGCAACUGUUCAUGAUUAUGUCUGACAUUACUAACUUUAUACUUCAUUGUGAUAGUUUGAAUAUGAAAUAUUAUUAAUAAUAUACAAAGUAUUUGUUCCGAGAAAACUGUUUCCUUUACUUGUCUCAUGUGUUGUAUUAAACUAUAUGAUACUCUC
This is a messenger RNA of Magallana angulata, 4307 nucleotides long. RefSeq lists its product as uncharacterized. The transcript is spliced from 12 exons. Gene Ontology annotation, molecular function: chitin binding. The record is from RefSeq and is a predicted model, not a curated record. Gene Ontology annotation, cellular component: extracellular region. The coding region runs from base 156 to 3737 and encodes 1193 amino acids. NCBI's taxonomy places the organism in Eukaryota, Metazoa, Mollusca, Bivalvia, Ostreida, Ostreidae.